UUCACUGUGACCCUAAUCUGCUUAAUUGCAUGAAGCUGCUGAACCAGUGUCUCCGCCUGUGGCCAGGUGGCACAAACCAAACAAACACAGGAGCGAAGAGGCGACAAGGCGUUCCUCACGCUCUGCACAAUAUGAUUCAACAAAAACUCAAGCAAGACCUGUUCACCAAACCUGGGCGUCCCCAGCAAGAAGACACGGUGACCGUCCAGGUUAAAAAUACCCCGUUGCAUCUCAACGGUCAAAACCUCAGACUAGCUGCUAAAAAUGGCUGCAAUUCCAAAACACCUGGCCUCCAUCUGUCAGUGCACCGCCGAAAGGAAGCGGCGUCCCCGCCGCUGCGGGAGGGUACGGCGCCGUUGAGCGCGCUGCUGCUCAAGUCGUCCCUGCAGGACAGGGACGCCGAGAACCACCUCAUCAGACGCCCGCUGAAGCUCUCCCCGCUGGAGCUGCCCGAGGAGGUGAGGAGCGCUCAGAAGCAGAAGCUACAGUGCGCCCAGCGAGAAGUCAAACCCGCUUCCUGUUCGCCAGCCGAGCCCCAAACGGGGAGGAUGAGGUCCUGUGCGAGACAGGGACUGGUGAAAGCAGCGGGUUGCCCUUCGGCUUACACUGAGCCUCUCAAAGCCCAGCAGAAACACGCUGACGAGCAUCUGAAGGACGUGGUGUGUCGAGGCACCCCUGCUCCUCUCUGCAGAAAACCUGCCCCUCUUAUUCUUUCCCCGCGAGUUAAAGCGCGCGCGCGUGGCAGAGGGGGCGCGUCGCCUGAGCCCGGUUCACUCCAGCAGGAGACGUGGAGGAGGCGACCGAAGCUCUCCAGAGCCCCGUGCCUAGAAGACGAGCCGUCGGCCGCAGAGGACGGCGGCCGGGCCGGAGCGGCGCGAGGCGGAGGGCAGCGGCUGGAGAGAGCUGCAAGAAGGAAGACAACACCUGGAAAAGGCUUCAACGAGGCGCCGGCAGCCUCGCGGGAGCACGGAGGUGUCUGAAAGAGUCAUCAGAAGAACGGAGGGCAACAACGUGCUCCAUAGGCUCUGGAUCAGCAGUCAGCUGACGGUGGAAACAGUGGAUGAGUGCUUGAGAGUGAAGAAGGAGGAAAAGGCCCUCGAUCUCAAAACUUAACAAGGCAGCUUCUAUAGAGCAUCUCCAAGUAUAAUAUAAUGGCAUUUUCAAGAAUUUGAACUUUCAUAGACGUCUUACCCAUACUGUGUCUACUUUGUAUACAACAAGCAUCAUAUCCACUCCUAAGUUCGGUCUGAUGUAUUUGUGUUGUUCCAGCUUGCUGACAUUAACGUCAGUGAGUUUACUUCCUGAAAUGCAGUAGCUGAGUGUUGUUGCAGUUUAACGGCCACUGAUGCUCUUUUCUCUUCCUACUAUCUAUGACUCUAUGUAAUCUGCUUCAUUCCUUAUGUUUAUGUUCCUUAUUAAAUCAAUCAUGUAUUUACUUUAAAUAAAUGGCAGUACAGUUCAUCAUCA
Betta splendens (Siamese fighting fish) is the source of this 1467-nucleotide messenger RNA. RefSeq lists its product as uncharacterized. The transcript has 2 exons. Bases 30 to 980 code for a protein of 316 amino acids. The record is from RefSeq and is a predicted model, not a curated record. Lineage: Eukaryota; Metazoa; Chordata; Actinopteri; Anabantiformes; Osphronemidae.